Manacus vitellinus (golden-collared manakin) is the source of this 1229-nucleotide messenger RNA. It is a transcript of the gene RAD51C, whose product is annotated as RAD51 paralog C. Bases 1 to 1035 code for a protein of 344 amino acids. The record is from RefSeq and is a predicted model, not a curated record. NCBI's taxonomy places the organism in Eukaryota, Metazoa, Chordata, Aves, Passeriformes, Pipridae. Gene Ontology annotation, cellular component: replication fork; Rad51C-XRCC3 complex; Rad51B-Rad51C-Rad51D-XRCC2 complex. Gene Ontology annotation, biological process: meiotic DNA recombinase assembly; DNA repair; reciprocal meiotic recombination. The transcript has 9 exons. Gene Ontology annotation, molecular function: ATP binding; four-way junction DNA binding; ATP-dependent DNA damage sensor activity.
AUGUGGCGGCGUUUCGUGGUUUUGACUCUUCCAGAAAUUGGGAUUUCCAAGGAAGAGGCGCUGGAAGCCCUGCAGGUGGUGAGGCAGGAAUGUCACGGGGACGCAGCGAGGACUGCCGGGGGGUCAGGCGCCACCAGAAAGUUCACAGCCCUGGAGCUUCUGGAGGAAGAGCAAGCCCAGGGCUUCAUCAUCACCUUCUGCUCAGCACUGGACAACAUUCUGGGAGGGGGUGUGCAGCUGUCGAAAAUCACCGAGGUCUGCGGAGCGCCCGGCGUGGGGAAAACGCAGCUGUGUAUGCAGCUGGCAGUGGACGUGCAGAUCCCGGAGUGCUUCGGGGGCGUCGCCGGAGAAGCCGUGUUCAUCGACACCGAGGGAAGUUUCAUGGUAGACAGAGUGGUGGAUAUUGCAGCUGCCUGUGUGCAGCACUGCCAGCUCGUUGCUGAGGCUCAGCAAGAGGAAGAUCAUCUGAAAGCUUUGGAGACCUUCUCCCUUGAAAGUAUCCUUUCUCACAUAUAUUACUUCCGUUGUCGUGACUACAUAGAGCUCCUUGCCCAGGUCUACCUCCUCCCAGAAUUCCUCUCAGAGCAUUCCAGGGUCCGACUGGUGGUGAUUGAUGGGAUUGCCUUCCCUUUCCGCCACGACUUCGAGGACCUGUCCCUGCGGACGAGGCUGUUGAAUGGUCUGGCACAGCAGCUCAUCAUCGUAGCAAACGACCACAAAGCAGCAGUGGUUCUGACAAACCAAAUGACAACAAGAAUCGGGCAAAGCCAGUCCACGUUGGUACCUGCUCUAGGAGAAAGCUGGGGACACGCCGCCACCGUCCGUUUAAUCUUUCACUGGGACAACAGUCAGAGAUUGGCAACUUUGUACAAAUCACCGAGUCAGAAGGAGGCAACAAUCCCCUAUCACAUCACACCUCAUGGCUUCCGAGAUGUGCAGCCUCCAGCUGUCACUCAGAACGCAGAAGGCACUGAAAUGAACCCUCGGAAGCGGCCGCGGAGGGAGGAGGAGAAGCAGCAGCAAUUCCAAAGUUGAAUGUUAAAAAAUGUGAGCUACAGGAGAGCAGUUGCACGGUGAAUGUGCAACCAAAGGCAGCCUGAGAGACUCUCAACUUCAAUUCCUGCUCUGGGUGUUAUUUUAAGGUUAAGACUGCAAUAUGCAAAUUUCUGAGGCAGAAGAUUCCUUUGUGUGUGGUAUAAUUUUACUUUUAUAAUAAAAAUCUAUGUUUU